UUUCGGUAGACAGGAAGACCCGUGAGACAGGCUAUAAAUAGGUUGUGAAAAAAAUUGGUAACAAUUAGCUCAGAUCAUUCACUUAAACGCCAAGAAUGAACGCAGCCGCUACUGGAUCAAACUUUUGGGUAAAUAAAAUUUAACCAAGUUUAUUUUUUCCUAAUAAUUUUUAAAUUUUGCUAAAUGUAUAUAUUCCUUGACUUUCACAAAUUCGUAUUGCAAAAUUUAGGCAUUACGUAAUAAGAAAUAAACGAGUUGUCAGUAGCACUGCGUACGUGCAAUAUAAAAUACGAAUUUUACUUUGUAAUUUAUGUCCCACCUUUUUAUUUUACACCUUACAUUAUAUUUUAUUUAUGUUGAUUUUUCCACUUGUUUCUGAAAUCUUAUUUACAGUUUUCUCAACCUAUUUUCUCUUGAUGUUUGAUUCUUUGGCAUAUGCCAUAAUUCAUAAUAAAUAAUGUUGGCAUAAGCUUCAUGUGUGUAGUGUGUAUAAUUUGACAAUAUUACAAAAAGAAUUGAAUAUGAAUAAAUUGAAUAAUAAUAAUAUGAUUAUGACAUUGCCAUUCACUCAUUGACAUUGUCAGUACGAAUAAUCAUGUCAAUUAGGACACCCUCAGCAUCAUGAUAGAUUGAUUAGACUUAGACUAGUAGCACAUAUAUGUCUUUUAGUUUAGUUGGUCCGUUACAGUGGAUAUUCUUGUAAUGGGCCCUAUCUGAUCUAGAUUUUCAGAUCUGAAGCCAUGUACCAAGGAACUUUGGACUUUGCUGUAAAUUUUUUAAAAAAAGUUUUAAGAUUAACUGCAUGUUGCCUUGCAGCAUUUUUAGUCACAUGUAAAUUUUUUAAAAUUGUGACAUCUGAACAUUAAAACAAUUUUUUUUUUAUUUUCUUUAAAAGUUAAGUAACCUACAUUUAAUUUUAAAUAAUAGAGCUUUAUUGGUAACUAAUAUUUACUAAUAAUGAUAAUGUAAAUUAAACAAAUAAAAUUUUUAGUUUAUCCUUUGCCUCAUUCUUAAUAUUCAAAUGUAAUAUUUCUGAAGUCUCAAAACUGUUGUUACCCAUUUGUCAAGGUGAAUCUUUAUUCAUAAUUAUAGUCAUGGCAUAUUCAAAAGUGUAGAAACAGUUGUGUUACGCAAGAUUAGUUUUGAGGAUUUAUCACAGGCGUGGCAAUUUUAAAAGAAGAAGAAAACUUAAGCAGGACAAGGUCUAUAUAAAAGUCUCCAACAUUAUUUUAUUGAACACUAUUCAUUCACAUUUGUUCUGUCAUCUUUAAUAUUUGAUUCAUGAUGUUAAUCAUAUUUUCAAAAAUCUAAAUUUUACAGAUUCAGUUGAAGCAAGCAGCUGUUAUAGUCAAUGGCGGAAUCGUUAUAUUUGCAGGCCUCAAUUUGUAUAGGGGCACAGAAAAGUUUUAUGAAGAGAUUGCCAUGCCUAUGUUUCGAAUGCUUGGAGCUGAGACUGCCCACAACCUGAGCAUCACACUUGCAAAAUAUAAAAUUGUACCAAGGCCUCAGUUUGUUGAUCCUCCAUCUCUGGUAACAACGACUUGAGUUUUUCAAAUUGUUUAUUUUCCUCUUUUUAUUUUUUUUCAUUAUAACAUGACUGGGAGGAUUGCUGUCUUUUUAGCAUGGUUCUAUGUUUUUUUUACAAGUUGACUCAGUACAUCCAACUUCAACAAACUUCUUUUGCCCCAAUCAGCAUCCAGACCUGUUAUAGGCCCAAGUGACAGAGAGAAUUUUUUUACUCAUGACUUACCUGCUCCCUAAGAGUAGUUGCCUUACUGGGCAAAAAAAUCCUAGUCCAUUUGAACACACUACCACUUUCUUGUGAAGCUGGCUAUGCUACCCUUCCUAUGAAAGUUAGGAAAUUUUAAAUUUGGUUCACUUAAGUGGGACUCGGUGAGCCACCCGUUAUCCAAAGUAUCAUGAAUCCAAAAUAGUUGAAAAGUUUUGUGUUUUUUUUUUAAAAAACAGAAUGUAAUAACCUUUGUGAACCUUUUAAACAUGUUUUGACAGAAUAGCAUUUUAGGUUGCAAUGGACAUGUUAUGAUAUAUAAAUAUAAAAAUUCGAUGACUUAAUAUCAACACUUUGUCUGACAUAUAAAUGUAAAAGAUGAUGUAUAAAUCAUCAAAAUAUUGUUUGAAUAUUGAUGAAAUGCUGCCAACACUUAUUUUUUGCCAUUAAAAUGGGGAAAUAUUUUAUAUGUGGGAAGCCAAACUUUGAUCAAUACUAAUACCAAAUUUUUCAUUUACUCCACACCAAAAAAAAAAGGAAGUUUCUUUUGCAGAGAGAUAAUCAAACUGUGAUAAUUAUUUUGUUCCUGUCUUUACCAUGUUCUUGAUUUUUAAAAAAGCGCAUUUUUAAUUUUCUCAAAAUUAUGUUUCCCUUUGCAGAAAACCCAAGUUUGGGGUAAGACAUUUCCUAACGUGGUUGGAUUAGCCGCUGGCUUUGACAAACAGGGAGAAGCUGUAGAUGGCCUCUUAAAAAUGGGAUUUGGUUUCAUAGAGGUUGGCAGUGUGACUCCUGAACCUCAGCCUGGCAACCCAAAGCCGCGUGUAUUUAGACUCACAGAGGAUCGAGCUGUUGUGAACAGGUUUGUAUUUUAUCUUGAAAUAAAACCCUCACUGAUUUUAAACUUGUAACAUGCAUCGUCUGAUUUCUGGUCAGAUGUUUUGGCAAAUUGUUUCCGCUGUUAAUCCUAAGACUGUUUGUAGGAAGAGCAAGGACGGGCCAUUUUUUACCAUCCUUGGUCAAUGGAUAACAAGUCAAUGUCCACAACAGGAUUUGUCAUUUGUGUUUUAAUGCUUACCUUUCCUAAUGCAGUGUAGCUAUUAGCCAGUAGCUGGGGGAGUCUGGAGUCAAAUGAGAAGCACAUUUGUUUUUCAAUUUUUUUUAUUGUAUACUGUAUCAAAUAUUUAAUUUUUUUUUAGUAUGAAGAGUGUAUGAAUUUUUGCCUCUUCCUGUAUAGAUACGGCUUUAACAGUGAUGGACAUGAUGCUGUAUUCCAAAGACUAUACAGAAGAAGUGCUGCUGAAAUUAACCCAGGUAUAAUUCUUUUUCUUUUUCAGCAUCAUAGCCUCUUUGUUUUUUAUUAAUUAAAAUGUAAGUACUUCCUCUUUAAAUAAAGAAAAAUUACGGCAAUCAUUCAAUUACCAUAAAAUCUUGUGUCUAUUUUAUAUCACUUGAUUUUAUUGAAAUGUUCAUGUAUAAUUUGUUUCACUCAUGUAUAAUAUGCAAACCCAUUUUAGCUGCCAAUAAUCUGUUUUUCUUAAAUGCGCUUUUCAUUCAGAAUAGUAAUGCAUAUUCAAAGUGACUUUGUUGCUAUAAAUUUGUUUACCGUCUUCUACAACUGUGUUGUUUACCAUUUUAUUGUCUGGUAGCGGUAAUUUCAAAAUCUUAUUUUAAAAUGGUAGCCCUUACUUACUAAGCAUUCUCAUUUUGUUUGGGUUUUUUUUCUGGUUAAAUAUGAAAAUAUGGACACUGUUUGAAAACUAUAGUAAUCAUAUUCAAUAUUUGAAUAAUGGUUAAUUGCUUAGUGGUCUCCAUUUAUGGCUAAAACAAAAUACUAGUAAACGAUCACCAGUGAUUUAUGUGUGCUGUAUUUAAGUACAUUGCAAAUGAACACUUUGAUCACACGAGUGUCUAGGAGUGCAUAUUUGGGUCUUAGGUUACCCAUCCACCUACCUAGGGGAGCAGCGAAACAUGCUUAACAUUAAUUUUUGGACAGAAGUGGAGGAUGAUAGGAAAUCGGAAUGGGACUGGAUUAAAGUUCUUAAAAGAAGGAAACGUUUUAGAAAGAAAGGUAAACUGAAUGUAUCAGAAUGGCAAAUGUGUUAUCUCCUUCUGGUGACUUUUCAAAAGAAUUAUCACAAUUUGCUGGGGGGGGGGGGUUUUUGGGAUUGUUGUUUUUUUGUCUAAUCAGAUGAUUGUUUGUUGUAUUAUUUUAGCCUGAAUACAAUGACACAUUGAUUGGAGUAGAAAAAAAAUUUAAGCAAUUAAUUUUUUUUGAUUAAAAACAUGCUUGUUUUAAUUUUUUUUAAAUUUAUCCAAAUGAUAAAUAAAUUGGGCUAAAUUUGGUGGGGGGGGGGGGUUUUUGGGAUUGUUGUUUUUUUGUCUAAUCAGAUGAUUGUUUGUUGUAUUAUUUUAGCCUGAAUACAAUGACACAUUGAUUGGAGUAGAAAAAAAAUUUAAGCAAUUAAUUUUAUUUGAUUAAAAACAUGCUUGUUUUAAUUUUUUUUAAAUUUAUCCCAAUGAUAAAUAAAUUGGGCUUUGGUUUCCUGUUUCUGCAUGUACAAGCAAGAUUUUAAAUCUUGCGCUGUCAUGUGAAAGAAAAAAGUCCAAGUCAACAUUCGUGCAGUUGAAACAAUUUUUUUGUCUUCUCCAAUAAAUUAAUGGUUUGAUUCGCACCCUUUCCUUCAGAAAAUGGUUUGCUUGGUGUAAAUUUGGGUAAAAACAAGACAUCUCCCGAUGCCGUAGAGGAUUAUGUGAAGGGGGUCAGGAAAUUCGGACCCGUGGCAGACUAUUUGGUCAUCAAUGUGUCCAGCCCCAACACGCCCGGUCUCAGGGACAUGCAGCGCCAGGAGGAGUUGGCCACGCUGAUUGAUAAGGUGAGCAGCAGCUCCAAUGAGUAUUGCAGGUUUUAACCAAAUCAGAACGGACACAUACUGGGGGGAAAAUAAGGGCACAAGUUACAGGAAAAUUUUAAAGAGGCGACAGCAUUUUUUUGUGUUGUCGUCUCUUUUUAAAUUUCACCAUUUAUUUCCUCAUUAGAACGUGUUCACAUUCUACUCAUAUUGUUCCACAUACAUUUGCUGUUAGGACUUAUUGAUGUUAGCUCUUAUGUCUUUCAUAAGAAGUUUACUGUUGCAUCCGAUCUAACAUGUCCUUCAUAUAAUUUUUUGUUGGUAUUUUUUUCAUAGUUGUUUUGUCAAUGGGUAAAGUUCUUUGUUCUUUUUUAAAUAAAGCUAUUUUAAAAUGUUGAUCAAGUAAUUUUUUUUCGUUUUAAUGUCGGUUAAAUAUAUUAUCGCAUCAUAAACUAAAAUAUCGAUGAAGUUUGGGUUGUGUGAGUUAAAAUGUUCACUUCUUCAGGUUGUGGAAGAGAGGAACAAGCUGGCAGUGAACCCGAAGCCACCCCUCCUUGUUAAGAUUGCACCAGAUUUGAAUGAAGAGGAGAAAAAAGACAUAGCCACUGUGAUCACUAGACCAAAGGUGCACACUGUUGUAUUUUAGCAGUUAAAUUACAGUAUUUUAGUGUUCAUGUGAAUCACUCAAAUUUACUCAUACUGUUUAAAUAAAAUUUUAGUUAAUCAUGUAGUUACUUGAGAUAUACAAUGAGAUAUAUAAGUAUAUACUUUUUAAACAAUAAAUUUCUCAUUAACCUAAAUUUACUUUUCAAAUAUGUACUGUAAAUGUAUUGUUUCAUUUCUUGUUUUAAAUGCGUCAUCUCAGUUCUUGUCGUUUAUCUCAGAGUCAGUAAAUAAUAAUAAAUACAAACAGCAUAAUUUUAAGAUUUCUUAAACAUUGAAUCUAUAACAUAGGGAGAAUCAAGAACAAGAGCUUUAUAUUUAAAUCAAUCACCCAUUAAAGAACAAACGAGAUAGCUUUAUUAGCAUUAAGUAGUUCCAUAGUUUACAACAAACGUUGUCUUUCCAGAGUAAAGUUGAUGGUCUUAUAAUAAGCAACACCACUGUUGAAAGGCCCCAAUCUCUGGUCAGCAAGAACAAGUCAGAAACUGGUGGUUUAAGUGGAGCGCCACUGAGAGAGAAGUCACUGGAGACGAUAAGAGACAUGUAUAGGCUUACAAAUGGUGAGUUUUAUUAAAGUUAUUUGUACGCUAUAUAAUCUUCAUCAACAUAAAUAUUAUUGUUUGGUAUGUCACAGUCACAGAGUUAUAUUUGGAUCUCUCAAGUACCCUAGUUAAAAAAAUUUUAACUUAAGUCAUUAUAUUGUUCUGUUUAGUUGAUUCUUUUUUUUUUAAUUCACAAAUAAGUUAAUAUAAAACUAGGGAUUAAGAAAAAAUAUGGGUUUUGGGAGUGUAUUUGUGUAAUUUAUUUAUUAUAUUAAAAUAUGUUAAUAUAAGAUUGCUAGUAUUUCUUAUAGUGAAUUUAUGGUUGUAAAAAUUAACCGAAAACAUAAUUAUGUGUAGCAGUAACAAACUUUGUUUAUUUGCUGUGAGUAUCCUCCUUUUGUCUAAUUCUAUAUAGGUCAAGUAGCUAUCAUAGGGGUGGGUGGUGUCAGCAGUGGAAAAGAUGCCUAUGACAAGGUCAAGGCCGGGGCAAGUCUGGUCCAACUGUAUACAGCCAUGAUAUACCAGGGACCCCCAGUGGUUGCCAAAAUAAAGAGAGAACUGGAUGAAUUAUUAAGGUGAGUUUUUUUCUCUUGGUUUUAUCUUUGGAAUAUAUCAAGAAAAUUCACAAGAAAGCAUUUUAAAUAAACUUCAUUUUUGUGUACAGUUGGCUUGGUACUCACAGGAUAGGUUUUUUUUUAUGGUAGAUUCUUACAUGAACAUACAAUUUUUAAAAGGAAAUCCUUCUUUUAAAAAUAUAAAUUUCCCUUUUUUUAAGAAUUCAAGGAUGCGGUUUUUUAAAAUAUGGUUGUUUUUUUUAAAAUUAAUAUUUCAUUGAUGUCCUCUGCAAUUGUAUAUUACAAUCUACAAAAUAUCAUCUGAAGUUAUAAUUUUUUAUAUAUUAUAUAUAUGAGUGUAUAUCUAGAUAUAUAUUAUAUAUAACAUAAGUUUUAAAAUUAGAUUUUAUCAAAAUUAUCAUUAAUUCAUCAAUUUCCAUAACUCACCAUUUCAGAAAUGAUGGAUUCACUCACAUAUCAGAAGCAGUCGGUGCAGAUUUCAGAAAUAAGGUUUGACCUGUUGCAGGGAAUCGAUGUUUAGAUGACAAAUUCUUGUGGGCAUGUUUUUCAGUUAUUCCUGGCAUCCACAUUUAAACAUUUUAACCAAGCAUCAGGAAAGUAUUUUUAUGCAUUAGAUCUAACUUUAGGGUAUUGAUAAAAAUUCCCUAACAUUUUUUUAGGGGAAAAAGAAUAUACAUCCAACAAUAUAAGGCUGUGUUGCUCAUGGUUGAAAUGGCCAGAAAGACUUUGACAUUGUAUGCUUGUAAUUAGUUUUUGUAGUGUUGCGUUUGUUUUAAAUGUGGUAAAUUAUAGAUUUGUUUUUUGUUGACUUUGUACAGUGCUUCGAGCCUUUGGGGAUGAAGCGUGUUUUUGAAAUGAACUUUAUUAUUAUUAUUAUUAUUAUUAUUAUAUUUAAAAUAGCUGAAAUAUUUUUUUAAAGAGAUGAAGCUACUGUUUUGAUUGAUAUAAAUUACUCACCAUUAUGUAAUUUGGUAUGUCCAUUGGUGCUUUAGAAAAAGGAAGAAAAAAAGAAGAAUACAAUAAUUUUACUUGCAAGUUGGCAAGAUGAAUUGUGAGUUGCCUACAGUUUAUAAAUAAUGCCGUUGUUUGUAAGAAUAUUAAAAUGAGUGUGGAUUUGUUGGUUUUUUUUUAGAGGUGAUGAAAAAAAUAAUCCUUUGAACAUGUAUCUGAAGUACAAAUCAUUUUGUAAAUUUUUAAAUAUGCAAACUGUUUGAUUUUAUACUGUAUCUUGCUAAGCUGUUUGUUGAAUUUACUGUAAAUACAUUUCUUUGUAAAUAUAUAAAUAGUUCUACUGCUGUAGGUAGUUAGACUUAAUGAGAUUUACUAAAUAAAUUUUGAAUUGAUACUUUCACACUAGAAAAUUUGUAUUCCUGGUGCUGAUCCCAUGUUUUGUCUGGAGAAAUAAAUAGACAUAACUUAUAACUGUCAAUUUUCAGUUUUACCCAAUGAUGUUGUACUGUUCUGUUUUUGUCUUCAGGUUCUAAAAUGGUUAUAGAGCAGUACCAUUUUAGUAUCUUUAAUACUUUUACAAGAUGAUUCAUACCAUCUCCCUAACCCCAC
Molecule: messenger RNA, 7918 nt
Organism: Lymnaea stagnalis (great pond snail)
Lineage: Eukaryota; Metazoa; Mollusca; Gastropoda; Lymnaeidae
Source: the annotation of a GenBank genome assembly